AUGUGCCACAAGAACCGCGGUCCUCGUUGCUCAACCUGCCACAAACCAGCUCCUCGCCAUCGCUGCCACUGUCCCGCCAAAUACGCCGCCAAGCCGUCUAUCAAUAAUACCCAGCAUGAUGUCCUCCCGGCCUACGCCGCGAUGACCGACCCGCAGCCAUCGAAAUCGUCUCCAUUGCCUAUCUCUGUGCAAUCACGCUUUGGAGGUCACGGUUCUGGCUGCCGAAGACGACCUUGCCGUGGUCCGAUCCACUUCCUGGUCAGCUUGGUGAUUCGCAAGUCUCAGGAGAAGAAGGAGAGAGAGAGUUUGGCUGCCAAUUUGAGCGAUGAGACGGAGAGCGAGCAGCAGGAGAGUGGGGUAGUUGAGACGGUGGAUGAGAAGCAGAUGAAGAAGGGAUGUGUGAAGGUAGAGGAGAAGGACGAGGAUGUGAAAGUCUUGACAAGGUCGGUUAGUGGCAUGUCUUUCCCCACGGUAUCCGAAAUUACUCAUCAUCCUGGUUGGGCCACUGGCGCAGAUGCUGUAAGAGAUGGACCAGGGCAGGCACCGAGGUCAGUCUAUGAGGAAAGGACAAGCGGAGAGAAAGGGAACAAGACCAAAAAAGCCGAGGCCAGUGGCAAGGGGGGUGCGCACCUCGGCGAAGCGCUAUACGAGGCGGUCUCGAAAGGAAAUGCGAAGCUCAUUGGCUUGCUCCUUGACCACGGCGCGAACGCCAACGCACGCCCUCCCUGCGCAAAGCCGGCGUUGACCAUCGCAGUGGAAAAAAAGAAUUUCGAGGUCUUGAAGAUGCUAUUGGAGCAAGGGGAGCCAGAUUUGGAAGCAAGACCUCCUGCAGGAGAGACGGCACUGUACACAGCAGUCUCUAAAGGGUACACGGACAUGGUUGAGUUGUUGCUUGAACACGGAGCCAACGUUAAUGCAAAGCCGGACGGAGGCAAACCAGCGCUGCUCGUGGCAUACUCAAAAGGACGCAAGCAGAUCUUGGAAACUCUGUUGCAUGCUCCAGAGCUCAAUGUUGACGCAACACCGCCUGGGGGAGUCGCGACGCUAUGGCACGCAGCGGAACAGGGUGAUGUGAAGGUGGUACACAUGCUUCUGAGCAACGGGGCCAAGGUUGACGUCAAACCUCCCGGUGGCUCGGCGGCCAUGUACCGCGCUGCUGUUCGGCAAGACUUGGCGACUGCAGGCCUACUUCUCCAGCAUGGCGCUGAUGUCAAUGCAACACCGCCCGGUGGAACGACUGCGUUGUGGCAUGCAGCCUCCAAGGGUGACGAGUUGAUGGUGCGGCUGCUGUUGGCGCACAAUGCUGAUCUCAAUGCGAAGCCACCUGGAGGGAAGACCGUAUUGACUCAGGCAAUCAAGAAAGGUAAUAGUGAGGUGGCGCGAAUACUACUUGAACACGGGGAUUGUAGGAAUCUUGGAUAA
Messenger RNA from Letharia columbiana, 1422 nucleotides. RefSeq lists its product as uncharacterized. NCBI's taxonomy places the organism in Eukaryota, Fungi, Ascomycota, Lecanoromycetes, Lecanorales, Parmeliaceae. Gene Ontology annotation, cellular component: nucleus. Gene Ontology annotation, biological process: regulation of gene expression. Gene Ontology annotation, molecular function: protein binding. The coding region runs from base 1 to 1422 and encodes 473 amino acids. The transcript is spliced from 2 exons. The record is from RefSeq and is a predicted model, not a curated record.